This is a messenger RNA of Trematosphaeria pertusa, 1416 nucleotides long. RefSeq names its product serine/threonine-protein kinase-like protein. Gene Ontology annotation, molecular function: ATP binding; protein kinase activity. The transcript is spliced from 3 exons. The record is from RefSeq and is a predicted model, not a curated record. Gene Ontology annotation, cellular component: spindle pole centrosome; spindle microtubule; spindle midzone. Gene Ontology annotation, biological process: protein phosphorylation; regulation of cytokinesis; mitotic spindle organization. Lineage: Eukaryota; Fungi; Ascomycota; Dothideomycetes; Pleosporales; Trematosphaeriaceae. The coding region runs from base 110 to 1306 and encodes 398 amino acids.
GGACAGCAUUUGCAGUCAAUAGCAGUUCUUACUCGUUGUUUCUUUCGUCCCUUCUGCUUAAAGUCUCUCCUUUACCCGCCAGGCAUCCAUCCUCACCUCAGCAGACAGCAUGGACGUCGCGAACCUCGAAGCCGCUUUCGAGCGCAUUACCGUCACCGACGAGAACGACGACCAGCUUGUCACUACUACUACCUAUCAUAAAUCAAAAGGCUCCCUCUCCACCGCAGUAUCAUUAAGCGGCCUGUCGUCUUCCAAUGCCGCAGCGAAUCGCAUGAAGCUACCACUCCAGAAGCUGGCAGCUGCAAACUCGAGCAAAGUCGUCAGCGCAAACAUUACCAAAGUCACGCUCCCAGCACAAGCCACCCAGGGUCGCCCUGAGAACCCUUCGCACCGCCGCACGCUUACCGAGUCUGCACUCUACUCCCAGCCCUCGACUCCCAAGCAAUGGCACCUGGGAAUGUUCGAGAUCGGCAAGCCACUUGGCAAAGGAAAGUUUGGUCGUGUGUAUCUGGCCAAGGAGCGCGCGACUGGCUUCGUCUGCGCUCUCAAAGUACUGCACAAGUCGGAGCUCCAGCAAGGCAAGGUCGAGAAGCAAGUCCGCCGUGAGAUUGAGAUCCAAUCGCACCUCGCGCAUCCAAACAUCCUACGCCUGUUCGGUCACUUCCACGACGCCAAGCGAAUCUUCCUCAUCCUAGAAUUCGCCGGCAAAGGAGAGCUGUACAAGCAUCUCCGUCGCGAGCAGCGCUUCCCGGAAUGGAAGGCUGCGCAGUACAUCGCCCAGAUGGCUGCAGCCCUGAAGUACCUCCACAGGAAGCACGUAAUGCAUCGCGACAUCAAGCCCGAGAAUAUUCUUGUUGGCAUCCACGGCGAGAUCAAGAUCUCAGACUUCGGAUGGUCGGUGCAUGCUCCAAACAACAGGCGCAACACCAUGUGCGGCACGCUCGACUACCUCCCGCCGGAGAUGUUGAGGGGUGGCGGCAAGGAAAACUUCUACUCUGAAAAGGUCGAUCUGUGGAGCUUGGGUGUGCUGACGUACGAAUUCCUGGUGGGAGAGGCGCCGUUCGAAGAUACACAGGUCAUGACGCAGCGGAAGAUUGCGAGGGGAGAGUACACCGUGCCGAACUUCGUCAGUUCAGAGGCCAAGGACCUGAUUAAGAGACUACUGGUUCUUGACCCUGAGAAGCGAAUCGCUCUUGAGGAUGUUGAGCGACACCCAUGGAUCGUUAAGCAUUGCAAGACCGGAGAGCGCGCGUACGACCGUGUUUCAGGGGGCAGGUAUCGAAGCAGCUCAGAGCGGGACAGCUGACCCGUGCGUUCUCAAGCGUGAACGCGUCUGUUAGUUUGGAUGUCGAUCUUCUGCUGGAUGUGAAUUGAGAUUUAGGGUGGUAUUGGCGUUGUAUAGGCCGGAAGGGACCG